CAAAAAAGGAGGUACACCUCUUCUCCGAUCUCUCCCUCUGCUUUUUCCUGCUCUCCUCACUCUAUUCACCGAGCCUACAGGAGAACUUGUUGGGACCUCCCUACUGAGCCCCCAUUUUGUUCCGUUUUCGUCUCUCGCCCUAAUUCUCCAUUGCAACAUGGACCAUUCUGACGGAAAGUGACAGAACUGCUUUGGCAUCAUCUUCUCGACUAAUGUUGGCUUGACAAAACUUGACUCAGCGAUGACACCUUGCUGGACUUGACUUUGCUGUGCGGAGGAUUGUGGUACAGAAUUGAACUUUGGACCUUGUUUCUUUGCUCAGCCUGUUUGCUCUAGUGUUCAGGUGUAUUGAAAGAACGCAAGAAUGGGAUCUGAUGUGCGUGACCUCAACGCCCUACUUCCGCCUGUGCCCCCACUGCCAGGGGGGAACGGUAACUGCACUUUGCCCGUAAGCAGCACUCCUCAAUGGGCUCCGGUGCUGGACUUCCACACUGGUGCACCCUACAGCUCGCUGGCCCAACACUCCUUCAUCAAGCAGGAGCCCAGCUGGGGCACGACCGACCCCCAUGAGGACCCUCACUGUGGUCUGAGUGCCUUCACUUUGCAUUUCUCCGGACAGUUCACUGGCACUGGGGCCUGCAGGUACGGAGCCUUUGGGGCCCCAACACCCAGUCAACCCCCACCUAGCCAGCCCAGAAUGUUCAGCAAUAGCCCUUACCUGUCCAGCUGCAUGGACAGCCAGCCCAGCACCAGAAAUCAGGGUUACGGCCCAGUCGCUUUUGAUGGAACCACAAACUACGGACACACUCCCUCCCACCACACCUCGCAGUUUCCCAACCACACCUUCAAACAUGAGGACCCCAUCGUGCAGCAAAGCAACAUGGGUGACCAGCAGUAUCCUGUGCCUCCUCCGGUAUACGGCUGCCACACUCCCUCUGACAACUGUACAGGAAGUCAAGCUCUGCUCCUGAGGAACCCUUACAACAGCAGUGAUAAUUUAUACCAAAUGGCGUCACAGUUGGAGUGCAUGGCGUGGAACCCCGUCAACUCUUUGGCAUCUACGAUUAAGAGCCAUGCAACAGGUUAUGAGAGCGACCCCAGCACGCCCAUGGUCUACAGCUGCAGCACACAGUACCGUAUCCACACCCACGGCGUCUUCAGAGGCCUUCAGGAUGUGCGACGAGUACCAAGCAUUACCCCUGCCAUAGUGCGUUCAUCGGAGACCAAUGAGAAAAGGCCAUUCAUGUGCGCCUACCCGGGCUGCAACAAAAGAUAUUUUAAACUGUCUCACUUACAGAUGCAUAGUCGUAAACACACAGGGGAGAAACCUUAUCAGUGUGACUUCACAGACUGUGGUCGCAGAUUCUCCAGAUCAGACCAGCUAAAAAGGCACCAGAGAAGACACACAGGCGUUAAGCCAUUCCAGUGCGAAACCUGUCAAAGAAAGUUCUCACGGUCAGACCACCUUAAGACCCACACCCGGACUCAUACAGGUAAAACAAGUGAGAAACCUUUCAACUGCAGAUGGCCAAACUGUCAGAAGAAGUUUGCCAGGUCUGAUGAGCUUGUACGGCACCACAACAUGCACCAGAGGAAUUUGACGAAGUUGCAGCUGGCAAUCUGAUCCAACUGCUUUUUCCUUUGCAAUGUUACUAGCUCUAAAGCAGCACUUUGAAACAAUGAUUUCAUGGAGUGCAAAAGGCUGGAACAACUGUUUAUCUGCAUGUGCAGCACCCCCAAGUGGCAAAUCGCAACUGGCCCUAAUACACCAUCACAGUGUCAAUACUAAAACGUCUGUUUCCAAUGAGGAAACCUUAUCAUGUUUUUUAUUAAAUUUUUGAGAUGUGAAAUAUUAUUUACCUAACAGUUAAUUUAGGUGUGUUUCUCAGUUUCCAGACUAAUUUAUUAUGUUUGUUGUAAAUUAAAAUGUUUUAAACUUUUUUUUUUUUUCUCCUUGUAAAACCCAUCCAAACUUUAUCCAACAGCUUUUGAACAUUUUAUCUCAAAUUGUGAAACUCUCUCUGGACAAGUGCUUGUCCAUGCUGUUUGUACAAAUCCACUCUCUUCGACCUUACCAGUAAAUUUAUGAGAUAGGUCACACUGGCUAUGUGGCUGAGUGGUUGUGGGCAAGUUGUAAAUAUUAGUUUCAAUCCUCAGCCAACACAAUUUUUUUUAGAUCUAACAGGCAAAAUUAUAUUCAUGGGAAAUGUGACUCACAUACAUUCAGGAAAGAAAUGUGAAAUGUAUUCAGAUGAAAAUGUUUUUGUUUUUCUUGUUUUUUAAUGAGCUCUAUUUGUAUGUAUGUAUAUGUCUUAGACGGUAUAUUGACAGUCAUUGUUUUUUUGUUUUGUUUUGUUUUUGAAAUAAAA
Molecule: messenger RNA, 2369 nt
Organism: Xyrauchen texanus (razorback sucker)
Lineage: Eukaryota; Metazoa; Chordata; Actinopteri; Cypriniformes; Catostomidae
Product: Wilms tumor protein homolog
Exons: 9
Coding region: 365-1624 (419 amino acids)
Biological process (GO): regulation of transcription by RNA polymerase II
Cellular component (GO): nucleus
Molecular function (GO): RNA polymerase II cis-regulatory region sequence-specific DNA binding; DNA-binding transcription factor activity, RNA polymerase II-specific
Source: RefSeq, a predicted model, not a curated record